Bombina bombina (fire-bellied toad) is the source of this 3038-nucleotide messenger RNA. Its product is annotated as deoxyribodipyrimidine photo-lyase. The transcript is spliced from 9 exons. NCBI's taxonomy places the organism in Eukaryota, Metazoa, Chordata, Amphibia, Anura, Bombinatoridae. Gene Ontology annotation, molecular function: DNA binding; FAD binding. The coding region runs from base 136 to 2748 and encodes 870 amino acids. The record is from RefSeq and is a predicted model, not a curated record. Gene Ontology annotation, biological process: entrainment of circadian clock by photoperiod; circadian regulation of gene expression. Gene Ontology annotation, cellular component: cytoplasm; nucleus.
CCCAGCAAUGUACAACGUUUUAUACGUCAGAACGGGUUACAAAACAUACAGCUGGUGGUGCUUGUGUAACAGUGAGUAUCGUUAAAUAUUGUAACCCGAAAUCUGAUUGUAAACAACCUACGGUAACUGAUCAUCAUGGAGAGAUCUGCAGCCUGUCCAUUGGCACAGACUAGGGAUCUGAUUCAGCAGCUGGAGGCUGGUUCGUUACAGGCUGAUGAGUUCUUCUGCAUGGUGCUGUCUUUACUGGGCAGCCACAGAACUGAGUCCCAGCUCCCUGCCCUUGUCCACAGCCUGAGGAGGAACAACCCCACGGUGUAUUCGGAAUUAAUAGACUUACAUGAUACUUAUUUUCAAAAGGAGCAGCAAUGCACUACUGGGAGCAAGCUGAACACAAUGGAAGUCAAAAGCUCUGAUACUUUGGAUUAUGAUAUGCAGUUGGACCUUGCCAUAUCUUUAUCUCUUCAGGAGAAUCAUUUGCCAUCACAGACUCCUUUUGAUCUGAAUACUAAUUUUCAGACUCAAAACCUUUGUUCCAGAAUUUCCCUUGCAGAUGCAGCUAAACCAUCAGCUAUCCAACACACUGAGAAUCACCAGAAAUGUGCAAAGGCAAGACCUGACCUUGGUACAGUGCCAGUUUCUGUGAAUGAACAUAAGACCACUGAUCAGCAAAGGACAUUUGUAGACCUUUGCUAUGGAGGGCAGCCAGAACCAGAAGACUGUGUUCUAUACACUGGUGGUGGAGAUGAUUUACUUUAUUUGGAGUCUUCAGGUAGAAAAACAAACAAUGCUAAAAAACAUAGAAACCGCAGGAGAAAGAGGAACACUGCUCCAUCAAAGAGUCCAUGUUCCAUGAGUCCAGCAUUGGUUUGGUUUAGAAGAGACUUACGCAUACAUGAUAACCCUGCACUGAUUACAGCACUUGAGCUUGGGGUUCCUAUAAUCCCUGUAUUUUUGUGGUGUUCUAAUGAAGAAGCUGGUCAGAGUUUCACUCUAGCCACAGGAGGGGCUACCAAAUAUUGGCUUCAUCAUGCCUUAUGGCAACUAAAUCAAUCUCUUAUAAAUAAAUUUGGGAGCCACAUUAUUUUCCGGGCUAGUGAGUCUUGCUGCAAGGAACUUAUAUCCAUUGUGCAAGAGACGGGUGCUGGCACUGUCCUUGCCAAUGCAGUGUAUGAGCCAUGGCUAAAAGAGAGAGAUGACCUUAUAUCAGAGACUCUGAAAAAACAAGGGGUGACAUUCAAUAGAUGCCACUCUUACUGCUUAUACGAACCCUAUUCCAUCAGCACUGAAGGGGUUGGAUUAAGAGGUAUUGGUUCUGUUACUCAUUUUAUGAGCUGCUGUAAAAGAAACUGUUCUACUCCAAUAGGCGACGUCCUGGAAGCACCAACAUCUCUCCCUAUUCCUUCACGUUGGCCUUCAUCCAUGGAACUGGAAGGGCUGAAUUUGUCAAGGAUGCCACAAAGGAAGGAUGGUACAUUGAUUGACUGGGCAGCCACUAUCAGGAAGUCCUGGGACUUCAGUGAAGAUGGAGCAUAUAAAUGCCUAACAAACUUCCUUGAUGAUGGCAUAAAUUAUUAUGAAAAGGAAUCUGGACGAGCUGACAAGCCUUACACGAGCCAUAUCUCUCCAUACCUCCACUUUGGUCAAAUUAGCCCACGCACAGUGUUACAGGAAGCUUAUUUUACUAAAAAGAAUGUGCCAAAGUUUUUGAGGAAGCUGGCUUGGCGAGAUCUAGCUUAUUGGCUUCUUGUCCUGUUCCCUAAUAUGCCAAGAGAGCCUGUGAGACCUGCAUAUAAAAGUCAGCGUUGGAGCAGUGACCUCACACAUCUGAAGGCCUGGCAAAAGGGACAGACUGGCUACCCCCUGGUUGAUGCAGCAAUGAGAGAACUUUGGCUAACAGGCUGGAUGAAUAAUUACAUGAGACAUGUGGUUGCUUCCUUUCUAGUAGCUUAUUUACACCUCCAUUGGGUACAUGGAUAUUGUUGGUUUCAGGACACUCUUGUAGAUGCUGAUGUCGCCAUCAAUGCCAUGAUGUGGCAGAACGGGGGCAUGUCCGGUUUGGAUCACUGGAACUUUGUAAUGCAUCCAGUUGAUGCUGCCAUGACAUGUGACCCGUAUGCAGCUUAUGUAAGGAAGUUUUGUCCAGAGCUUGCUGGUUUGCCUGAUGAAUACAUCCAUAAGCCCUGGAAAUGUCCUCCUUCUCAACUUCGGCGGGCUGGUGUUGUCCUAGGUCAAAACUAUCCUAAUCGAAUAAUUCAGAAUUUAGAAGAAAGACGGGAACAGUCUUUAAAAGAUGUAGUAGAAGUUCGUAUGAAGCACAAGGAAUACCUAGACAGUGUAUCUGGCUGUGACAUGGUUCCUAUCCCAGAUUAUCUACUGGCUCUGACCUUGGGUUAUUCUGAUGAUGAAGUCAUCAAGACAAGUAUGGGUUCCUUCCUGCUGCCUGUCAUCACAAGGAAGGAGUUUAAAUAUAAAACACUGGAUCCCAAUGCUAAGGACAACCCAUACAACACUGUGCUGAAAGGGUACAUCAGCCGCAAGCGCGAUGAGACCAUUGCAUACAUGAAUGAAAAGCAUUUUACAGCAAGUACAAUCCAUGAAGGAGCCCAGAGGUAUGAAAGGAGAGAGAGGACUAGCAGGAUCAUGGAAGGUCUCCCCCAACCCAAAGAUCCUAAAAAUCAGAGUCGGAGAACUCCCAGGAAAGAUCCGUUCACAGUAAUACCUCCAGCUUAUUUGCAUCUUGCUAAUUAGUGGAUGCACUGAAACGCCAUCAAUGUUUACAGUUUUCUAUUUAAUAUUUCCAAUACAGAUAUUUAUUUUACAAUUAACUAUUAAAUAGUAGAUAGUGAAUUAUUUAAAUUCUGUCCUCUGGAGAAUUUAAAUGUUUAACAUGAAAAAAUACAGCAAGUCUUUCUUAUUGUAAUAAAAUUAUGAACUUUUAUAUUAAAGGUAAAGACGUUGCACCUAAAAGAAUGUGUAAAGCAGAUUUGACAAAGCAUAAGUCACAGUAUCCAAAAAAAAUAAAACACUUUCUCAAGCCA